This is a messenger RNA of Phyllopteryx taeniolatus (common seadragon), 6197 nucleotides long. RefSeq names its product MLLT1 super elongation complex subunit a (gene mllt1a). Gene Ontology annotation, biological process: regulation of DNA-templated transcription. The transcript has 12 exons. The coding region runs from base 147 to 1967 and encodes 606 amino acids. Gene Ontology annotation, cellular component: super elongation complex. The record is from RefSeq and is a predicted model, not a curated record. NCBI's taxonomy places the organism in Eukaryota, Metazoa, Chordata, Actinopteri, Syngnathiformes, Syngnathidae.
UUUCCAGCGGCCCGUCUGGACGGGGAGGGGAGCCGUCUGCCUUCCGCUUCUCGGCUGGAUUGACACACAAUGAGGAGCCGAGGCAGGGGAGACGCUCCACAAACGCCGCUGUAAAUAAAUACAACAAUCACUGAGGCCAGUGAAACAUGGAGAACCAGUGCACAGUGCAGGUGAAACUGGAGUUGGGCCACAGAGCUCAACUGAGGAAGAAAGUAACAUCAGAGGGCUUCACCCACGACUGGAUGGUGUUUGUCAGAGGGCCAGAGAACGGCGACAUCCAGCACUUUGUAGAUAAGGUUGUCUUCCGCCUGCAUGAGAGCUUCCCCAAACCCAAGAGAGUAUGCAAGGAGCCCCCAUACAAAGUGGAGGAAUCAGGCUAUGCAGGCUUCCUCAUGCUUAUUGAGGUAUACUUCAAGAACAAGGAAGAGCCAAAAAAGGUGUGUUUCAACUAUGACCUAUUCCUGAAUUUGGAGGGCAAUCCUCCUGUUAACCACCUCCGCUGUGAGAAGCUCACCUUCAACAACCCCACCAAAGAUUUCAGGAAAAAGCUGAUCAAAGCUGGAGGGGUGUUGGUGGUUCCGGAGGUGGCUGAAGCCGUAUCAAGACCCAGUCCAGACUACCCAAUCCUCCCCACCAUACCCCUCUCAGCCUUCUCAGAUCCCAAGAAAACCAAGACCUCUCAUGUGUCAAAGGAACCCAGUAAAGAAGGAGGUGGCGGCAGCAGCAAGGGACCCAAACCACACAAGAUGACCAAGGAGCACCGUGAAAGACCCCGAAAAGACUCAGAGAGCAAAGCCACGUCAAAAGGGGACAAUGACAGAGAUGGAAGUAGCAAGAGUGGACGUGAGCCUUCCUCAUCCUCAUCUUCGAAAAAGCCAUCAGACAUCAAAGUUAAAGAUGAAGUAAAAGUCCUGCCCAAGGCAGCCUUCAAGGAGCCCAAACUCACCCUGAAGGAGUCAAAGAUGGAGGGCAUGUCUCCGAAAGGAGGGGGGGCUGGGAGUGGAGGGGGUGGGGGUGGCGGGGGAGGUGUGGGAGGAGGAGGGGUUCCGGCAGAAUCCAAAGCCCCCAGCAAAAGACCCUCUACUGUGGAGUCUCCCAAACCCAGUGUGAAGAAGCAGAAAAAGGGCAGCUCUGAGGGGCCUAAAGGCCCCUCUGGUGGCCCUUUCACAGGUUCCCCCCGUGUGUCGUCGUCAUCUGCUGCCAGUCAGCCCUACACAGACAAGAAACACUCCAAGGAAAAAGGUCGCUGGGCCAAGGGCAAAAAUGACACACAGGAUUUGAAAGAGCCCAAAAAACUUCAUGAGUCUGAAGAGUCAAAUUCAGAGGAUGAAGCAUCUUCAAAGUCUGAGCAAUCAGCUCCUUCCAGUCCUUCAAACUCCAGUUCCAGCUCCGACUCCAGCUCAGACUCUGACUUUGAGCCAGGACAGAAACCAGGACAAGGUCCCCUGCGAUCCAUGGUGGAGGAAAUCCAGUCAGAGGAGUCAGACGAUGACGACAGCAGCUCGGAGGAGGGGACCCCUGUUAAAACUAAUCCCCCCAAUCGUGACGCUCGGUCAGUCUUUUCAGAGGAACUUCCCCCCCCCCCACGACUGAGCCUGGACAGCGAGAGUGACAGCAGUGACGGCUCGCACCGCCCCAGUCGAGACCCCGCCCCACCCCCACAGAAACACAGCUCCUCCAAUAAUAAAGUAUCUGGCAGAAAGAGUCCAGACUCGUCGUUCCGUUCCGAGAAGGUGUUGAAGAAGGGAUACGACAAGGUAGGAAGGGCCUACACAGAAGAAUUAGUGGACCUUCAUCGCAGACUGAUGGCUUUAAGGGAGCGUAAUGUCCUGCAGCAGAUUGUCAACCUGAUUGAGGAGACGGGCCACUUCAACGUGACCAAUACCACAUUUGACUUUGACCUCUUUUCACUGGACGAGUCCACUGUCCGCAAACUACAGAGCUACCUGGAGGCGACGGCCACGUGACAGGAAGUGGAGCCGGAGGUCGCAACAUCUCCUCGAGGAGCAGCUUGUUCAUCGGCCCGACUGAAUCACUGAACAGCAACCACACACGCGCAAGGACAAAGAAGCACACAUGAAGACGCUGCGCCUUCACGCGACACUGGCGAGGGGCAGCAGGAAACUGAUGGAGGAUGAGGAGGAAGGCGGGAAUGGGAGAGUUGAAGAUGGGGAAGAUUUUCGAUACACAUUCAUUCGUUCAUUCUUCACACUCCUGCACUUGUUAUUCCCCUCUUCGCUAACUAACUCACCUUCUUCCCAUUCACACUCCUUACCGGCCAGAUCACAUCCCAUCCCCCUACAUUUAGCUGCAUCCGGCCUUCUCAUUGGCCUUCACAGUUACUCACUUUUCUUAAUUUAGAACGCACACUCGUGUACCUCCCAGGUUCACACGCACACAUUUUACGUCACGCUGGGUGUUUGGAUGGCGUCUCUGCUUUCCCAACGUCUGAACAUGCAUUGUGUUGACUCUUUCCUUGCACUGAAAGCUGAGCUCUGACCUCCCGCCAAGCAGCCACUCUCCUCCUCCUUAUCCAAAUGCAACCCCCUGAAGCGCCCCCACACCUGCCCUCUAACUGCAUCCCUCCCAUGUCAGCGUGCACCAAAGGGCUCCACUGCUUGUCGCCGGCGCGCUCCUGAAUUACCUACUGGUGGGUUUUUAAAACUAACAAAAGUAGCCAUACUCGUCUCCCAGUAUACAAAAAUAAGGAAAAGUAGGGGCCAUGCGAUGCGUUCCCCCCCCCCCCCCCCACUUUGUAAAAUUCUUUUUUUUUUUUUUUUAACAUUUUAUUUUUCUACAAGUGCAUUUGUGUUUCUACUCCCAGAUUUGCGGUUAAAUGACCUGUGAGCUAUGAAUGUAUAUCGCUUUUAUUUUUCUACGCCCAACAGCAACAAGCCCACUCUAGUGCCUUUCUCUGCAGUGUGAGGUGGGUGUUAAACAUCCCCCCAGCUCCGCUUUGGGAGGGGGGGAACCAAGUGUUAAUCGGGCUGCCUGAUUAAUCAGUAUUGUCUUAAUGGCUUCCUUUUUCUUCCUCAGUGUCCUUGUAGGCCGUUGACCGUCAUAGCCAUUCCUUUCUUCAUCUCUGUAGAACCUGUACAAGUUUGAACUGUUCUUGCUUUCUGCCACUAGUUCAGUGUUUGAUGUGGGAGGUACGUAAUAUGAAUUAGCUGUAGUAACUGUUGAUUUGGGCUGCUGUGUAUGUGUGCGCUCUCGCAUGCUGGCGAGUAGCUUCCUUCUUCAGAAAAGAAGGCGAAAUAUCCAUCCACAGUGACCUUGGGCAAGAGGCAGGGAACAUCCUGGGCUGCUCCACAGUCAAUCGCAGGGUGAGGCGAAAUAAAUAACAGUUGAUCUCUCACAAAGCUGCUGUAGAACCACGUUACCAGUUUCUUGGUUAAAUAUGGGUGAAAUUAACGGUCGAUUAAUGUAAUUAUUUAUAGAAGUUUUAAUGUUAUCGCAGACUACCAAUGAAUGUUCUGAACUCUAAUUUCAGAAGUCAAUUUCAACAACCGGUGUUGCAUUGAGUAAUUGAAUGCUGUCCAGAGGAGUUGCCAAGAUGUGGAUGUGGACCAGCUUCACAUACUGACAUGUUCAUCGUUAGACAGUGAAGCAAUUGACAUGGAAUCAACAGCUCGUGAGUGCAUUCUUCAAGAGCUCAGUUCCUUCAAAAUAAAUCAAAUUCAAUUUCACACAGUCCACAGAAUUCUUCCAUGAACACAUACGACGUGUGUCAGAAACGUUCAAGGACUGGUGUCGUAAGUAGGGCUGUCAAAGUUAACGCGUCAACUCAUGAUUAGUCGCCCCAAAAAUAUUGCAUUAAUCAUAUAUUAACUCGGAUUAAUCGCACAAUUUAUUUUGACCAUACGCACUCCUUUACCUUAACUGCGAAUGAGUAUCUGAAAUGCGGUGCAGGUUGCUAUAAGGUCAGUGAUCAGGUCAAACGCUUACGCCAGUGCAAAGAUUAGUGCGGAGACUCCGACUGGUGUACUCAGCAGCAAAUUUUGCUUCAAAAGUCACCCCCAUGGGACUUUAGAAAAAAGCAAAGGUAAUUUGCAUGUAGUGCAGCGCUGAACUCUUUUCAUCGAAUCACAAGUUUAAAAUACAAUCUCAAAACAAAAUGUGUUGGUAUAUUUGGCACCUGUGAUUAAUCAAAAUUCAAAAGUGUGAUUAAUCUGAUUUAAAAAAUAAAUACAUCAAUUGACAGCCCUAGUCAUCAGACAUUUCAAACCCAAACUACAAAUUUAGAGUUUUCCCCUUCAAGGUGGGGCAGACCAGCACGCCUCCAAAGCGAUCCUGAGAUGUUUGCUGUGUUCAGUGCGCAAGAAGAGACGAGUGUUAGCAGGACAACAACUCUGCUCUCAAUUCCCUGAGCAUCCAACAAUUUCUGUCCGAGAAGAACAGUCACGUGCUGGAGCAACCUCCCUUCUCACUUGACCUGGCACCAGUCCUGGAGGUUUUUUGACACCGCUCGUAUGAUUCGUACCACUCCUUUUCAACAAUGGACAUUGACAAAUGAAAGAAGUGUGUUCAGGAUCACAGGGAGCCAAUCCCAGUUGAUUUGCUAGUCCGUCACAAUAGUAGUAGUGAUGACAGCAAAAUGUUUGCAUCAUUUAACUGCAGCUAUUCACGGCUGUUAGGGCCAGAGGCCUGCUGCAAAUAGCAAGUAAUUGAAGCCUCCCUGAAAAGUUUUAGAAUUGCCCAUAGAUGCCACACGAUGGCGGCAAAGCACUACGUUUCUAGUAAAUGAAGCUCUUUCCCUCCUUUCAACAUAGUUGCCUGUCAUCAAGAUGGUGCACUUUUGCAUUAUCAUGACAGCCAAUUGUUUGCGAGAAGCGACACACAGCAGCCCACCGAGAUCGAGCUCCACACCUUCACCGUGCGAGCUUCUUUUGCCGCUCUGCCUUUUGUGUAUUUAUUCUGACCUUUGCGUAGCUUUAAUGCUCGUGUGUCUGUGUGUUGUGGGAGCCGUCCCUCUGCUCACUGUAAACGCUGUUGAUUUGAAAUAGUCUCACCCGGACCUUAACUAGCGCCCCCACCACCACCCAUCCCCAACCAUCCACCCUGUGCCUCUGUCAACAAAACCGCCGACUCCCAGUUGCUUUGUGUGAGCAGACGACAACAAACCACCGAGCGUCCUCUUCUCAGUGUACGUCCUAGUUCGUGAACUCUGACCGUUUGACCUGCUUCUCUUUUAGCCCCUUGUGGUGGCAACUGGUUCAGUGAAGUGGAUUUCGACCCAAGAGAAGCCCCACAGUCAAUGUUUUAUUUAUGGACCUCUGCACUUUUGGCUGUGAUGACUUCAGUACUUAAAUAGUUACCUAAACUGUAUUUUUAAGGAUUUUAUACAAUAUUUACAUGCAAUAUUAUAUUAUUAGAUUGUUGUUGGUUUUUUUUGUUUUUGUUUAUUUAAUUGUCUUGAAUUUGGGCAUGUUUUGUCACUAUUAUUUACCAACAAACAUGCCUCUCGGAGCUAUUUUUUGGCCUAAGCUGUUUUUUCUGGGAUGUUCCCUUUAUGUUUUUGUGUAUCAUGACAGCUGAGCACCAAGAAGCAGGUGUCGCAGAUGUUUGCUGGAUGACCUCAACUUAAUCACUGUCUGCUUCCAGUCACAAUAACUGGACCAGAGCGAGGACGCCACACUUUUGUUCAGGGAGCUGUUAACCUAAAAACAAAAUGUCAAUUUUUUUAUUUUUUUUGGGGGGGGGGGGGGGGUCCUGUGCUAUGAUUGAUGUAUGGUUUCAUAGUUGGUGCACUCCCUCGGCUCAAAUGUAUCAUAGGAAAAGAGUAGGACUGAAGGAGCCGGGCAUUUGGUCUGUGUGAGAAAUUACACUUGGACAAUACAGCUGAGGUCAAUAUUGUGUUGUGUGCAUUUUUACACCACAAAGGAAUAGCAAAAACUUGACAGUCCAAAUGACGACGUGGGCAGGGGGCGCGUGUGUAUUUAUAAAGGUUCUUUUCUUCGACCGGGGUCAUACAGGGGAGGCUGUGAGGAAAUAGGGGGCAUCAUCAUCUGUAUGUGGUCAACGCAGAACAAAACAACUGGAGGGCACAUGAGCAACUCAAUUUGGUAAAAAGACAAACUUGGCAUUGGAAUGCCACCAUGUGGCCAUAUGUUGCAAGUUGUUGGCCUAGACAGAACAUUUAUUAUUAUUUUUUUUUUAAUUUUGAAAUCAUAUUAAUAAUAAAGUCAUGAAGUACUGUU